Lytechinus variegatus (green sea urchin) is the source of this 1613-nucleotide messenger RNA. Its product is annotated as mitochondrial ribosome-associated GTPase 2-like. The transcript has 8 exons. Gene Ontology annotation, molecular function: GTP binding; GTPase activity; magnesium ion binding. The coding region runs from base 188 to 1537 and encodes 449 amino acids. The record is from RefSeq and is a predicted model, not a curated record. Gene Ontology annotation, cellular component: mitochondrion. Lineage: Eukaryota; Metazoa; Echinodermata; Echinoidea; Temnopleuroida; Toxopneustidae.
CAUAGUAAUUCUGCCAAUCAAGUUACGGUUCAGCUAUGUCAAUAUCGUCGUGGUCUUAUGACUGCAAUCCUUUGCCUGGAAAUCCGUUACUAAGUAAUAAUUCGUGAUGAUUUAGGGUAAAAUGCCGAUGUCUGCCCCACUCGUAGGUAUUUAUGUUAGUGUAUGCCCACUGUGCUGUGCAUGAUAAAUGAUGCGAUUUAUUGUGAUCAGUGAUGUAAAUGUAAUGACGCCUGCGAUGAUGGCGAUGAAUGAUGUUGAUGAUGACGAUGACAUAGAUACUACAAGGGGAAGAUCGGACACUUCGGCGAAAAGGACAUCAACACUAGCUUGGAGUGGUCUUCAAGACAGAGGAGAUAUGAUGGCUUCACUCUUGCAUCAUCAUCUUCUUCAAUAUAGUCAGCUAUUCCAAUUAUAUCACAUGAGAACCAUACAGAGAAUGAUGUCAUCCAUUACCACAAAGAGGAGGAAAAAUCUAAGUGAGAAAAAGCUGUCAAAGCAUUUUGUUGAUUGGCGAAGGGUUCGAGUAGUUGGAGGCAAAGGAGGAGAUGGAUGUGUGUCGGUACGCAGAGAAGCUCAUGUAGAGUUUGGAGGGCCUGAUGGUGGAGAUGGUGGCCAUGGAGGACAUGUUAUUCUUGAAAGCAACCAAAGCAUUAAGUCACUAGAGCGUGUCCUUCCACUGUAUCGAGGAGAAGCGGGAGGAAAUGGAAGGAAUCAAAAUCGUCAUGGGCGCAAUGGCAAGCACACUGUUAUCAAGGUUCCUCUGGGUACUCUAGUCAAGGAAAAUGAUGUUAUCAUCAAGGACUUGGAAAAUGAACAUGACACUUACAUGCUAGCUGCAGGUGGUGAGGGAGGGCGUGGCAAUCGCUCUUUUGUAACGUCCCAGCACAAGACCCCAAUGAUGGCUACCUGUGGGACACAGGGAGAGGAACGACUUCUCAACCUGGAGCUUAGAACCAUGGCUCACGUUGGUCUGAUUGGUUUUCCUAAUGCGGGAAAGUCGACCCUCUUGAGAGCACUGUCCAGAGCCAGACCAGCGGUGGCAGCAUAUCCAUUCACAACUCUCAAUCCCCAUGUCGGCAUGGUCAUGUAUGAUGAUUUGGAGCAAGUGGCAGUUGCAGAUAUACCUGGCCUGAUCAGAGGUGCCCACCAAAACCGAGGCCUGGGCCACUCUUUCCUGCGCCACAUCGAGCGAUGCCGCUGUCUGCUCUACGUCAUCGACCUCUCUGUCAAGGAGCCCUGGUCACAGCUGGCCGACCUCCGUUACGAACUCGAACAGUACCAGCCUGGCCUAUCGGAGAGACCUCACGCAGUUGUUGGGAACAAGAUAGAUCUUGAGGUGUCAAGGACCAACUUGAUGGAGUUCCAGGACAAGAUCCAGAUACCUGUAAUAGCAAUAUCAGCACAACUGAAGAACAAUAUUGAACCGUUGAAGAAGCACAUAAGAAAGCUGUACGAUCAGGACAUGAAAGAAGAUAACAAGGCCAAACAGUCUUUGGGUGGAAGGACAGUUCAGAAUCCAGUCAAAAGAAUUCUUUGACCGUUCGUAGAGGAUGAUAUAUUAUAUAUAUCAUAUUUUCUUGGAGUGAUCAUAUUAAAACUUAUACCCAUUUUUA